This is a messenger RNA of Sclerotinia trifoliorum, 2530 nucleotides long. The record is from the annotation of a GenBank genome assembly. Lineage: Eukaryota; Fungi; Ascomycota; Leotiomycetes; Helotiales; Sclerotiniaceae.
UAUUGAAUAGGAUCCAAUUUUCUCAACUUUUUUUGAUACUAAUAUUCAUAUUCAUAUUGUAUUUUAUAAUAUUGUAUUGCUGCUGAUUGUUUUUCUUACACAUUGGGAUUGUGAAACUUGAUAUUCCUGCCACCAAAGACAUUCGAACGCAACAAGCUGAUAUACGGCCCUUUCACAAUUUGUUUAGAUUUCGAGAAGAAGAAUGAAUAAUUCUGAUUCAAUCUCGAUGGUUCCCCAAGAAGGGGGGAGUGAAGAAUCUGCCUCAUCUUCAUCAACCUUUUCCGGCAUACCUGGAUUGGGACGUCUUGGAAAUGCGUCGAAGUCUGAGAGUUCAAAACCAUGCGCAGGGAGCGAGGCCGCUGAAAACCACGUAGAAGAAUUGGCUGUUUCCCAAGAGAAAUUGUUAGAAACCACCGAUGGUCAAGCUCAAGAAGAUUCUACGAUGGCAGAUGCCGAAUCUUUCCUUCAAGAAUCUGCAACCUCUACAACCCACGGCGCGACCUCAGAAAUCCCCUCUCAAAUCAAAUAUGAGGCUUUGCAGGUGAUGGGGAUCGAUUCAGAGCAAUUAGAGAAACCAAUUGAUUCUGAGAUGCGACAACUUUCUCAAGAAGAUGCCGAAGUCAGCACACAUGACACCAAUAGUAAUGCGGUGGACGCUGAGAAUUUGAAGCCCACCACAAAGCUACAUGUCGAAAAAAUAGUCGAGGUACCUUCAGAUGAAUUUCUAGGAAGUCAGCCUAGUACGAACGACAUCCAAGUACCGAAGAGCCAAUCCGACCCACCCAAUUUGACACAUGCUUUGGAGGCGAUGCUAGGAGGUCUCAUGCAACCUGUGGCCGUGGUUGCGGAUGUUUCAACAACGGAAGACGCGCCGGCAGCACAGACGACAGAAUCUGAACACCCAGAAUGGGAGAUCGACUCGUCUCCAUAUGAAUCAUCCUCCGACUCGUCAAGCGAUAGUUCAUCUGAAGAAGACAGCGAAGAUGAGGACGGAGAAAAUACAUAUAAAUUGUUAAGCCCAGAAGAGCAAGCUAGAAUUCUGAUGGAAGGUGAUGGCGGUUCAGAUGACGAAGGAGCCUCCAAAGGCGCUAAGGGUGCUGGAGCUCAGCUACGGACGAAGAAUGAAGUACCAGAGGAAAUAAUUCCCAAGCCAGACGUCACAAUCACACGCGAGAUGCCCAUCACAAAAUUGGGAGACGUGGAAGGAGUGGUAGACAACAUCGUUCUCAUCAAAGCUUUCACAACCGGAGAAUAUCAAGUAUUGAGAGAGGAAUCUGUCUUGUGUUUAGAGGAUCGCAGUGUUAUAGGUGUGGUGUCAGAAACAUUGGGCAGAGUGGAACAGCCAUUGUACUGUGUUAGGUUUACGAAUGCCGCCGCAAUUACCGAAGCAGGACUGUCCGUUGGUACAACAGUUUUCUAUUCCGAGCAACAUUCAACAUACGUUUUUACACAAGCUUUGAAGGCAUACAAAGGCACAGAUGCUUCCAACUUGUAUGACGAAGAGGUCGGCGAUGAGGAAAUGGAAUUCUCGGAUGAUGAAAAGGAAGCUGAACAUAAACGAAGGAUAAAACAAAAGAAGGCAGAAAAGAGAGGUGUUAAGACUCAACAGAAUGGUGGUCAUUCACAUGGCGGGCAAGCGUCGCAACAGUCGUACGCCGCCGGUAAUGGCGCGGUGCUGAACUAUGACGAAGCCGAGGAUGGCCCUUAUAAAACCCUUACUCGACCAAGCGGAUUCACUGGUGGUGCAAGUGGUGGUGAAGCACUGCAAGAGGGUUCUCAAUAUAAUAGAGCAAAUCAACGCAGUGAUCAUGUAGGGAGAGGCAGAGGAAGAGGUCGCGGGGAUAGGGGCAGAGGAGAUAGGGGUCGAGGGCGAGGACGAGGUGGCGGAAAUAAUGAUCGAAGUAACAGCCAUCCUCGUGGUGGCUCAUCUCAAGCGAACAAUGCAUUUCCUCCGCCAAAUCCAAGUCCCAGAUUAUUCAACUCUCAACCAGCUUCCUUACCGCAAAAGCCUAACUUUCUAGCUCCGCUACCUUCGUUAGACAUAUACGGCAGCUCCAGCUCAACUCAGCCGCAACAAUAUCAUAAUCAAAAACCACAACAAUACCCAUCACUGCAACCUCCAGUAUGGCCAAUGUACCCACCAGGUUACCAGCAACCUUAUCAACAACCCCAACCAAGUUUCCUGCCUGCACAGAAUAAUUGGCCGGGUAUGCCGCCUCCUCCUACCAUACCAGCAGGCGCGUUCAUAAACCCGGCUUUCUUCGCCCAGCAAAAUGGAUCAAAUCAAAACGGAGUAAACCAAUGGACCAAUCCGGGUCAGCAAAAUGGGAAUGGAGGGAGUAGAUGAUGCAUGUUGGACUAUGUAUGAUUAUUGUUUCUAAGAAUAAAAUUGUGCCACAUUCGUUGAUGAUACUCCAGAUACAUAAAUUUCGAUGAAGACCCUUUACCUUCCAAGUCAAUUGCACGGAUUAGUAUCAAAGCAAUGUACCACGCUUUACGACCGCCUCAAUUAUGGCCAAGUGGCUCAUAA